Messenger RNA from Suillus paluster, 1709 nucleotides. RefSeq lists its product as uncharacterized. The coding region runs from base 332 to 1366 and encodes 344 amino acids. The record is from RefSeq and is a predicted model, not a curated record. The transcript is spliced from 3 exons. NCBI's taxonomy places the organism in Eukaryota, Fungi, Basidiomycota, Agaricomycetes, Boletales, Suillaceae.
AAUCAUUGUCUGGGAAAAGACGUUGUGUUGUUGUUUGGUUCAGAAAGUGAUUGUGCAAAUAAAGGGAAUAACGCAUAAGGCAACUCGAGCAAUUGGUUCAUUUUUCAACGUUUCUUUCCUUCCUUUCCUCCAUCUUGCGCUGCCCCCCAAACUCCUCUAUCAACUAUUAACUUCAGCUACAUUUCUGUAUACAGAUCGCCGUUGUCAUCUAGACGGCAACCCUUUUUGAUUUUAAACACCUUUUUUUCCCAAGACGUCCAACCUGCGCGCCCCAACCCACACCACCGUUUCGCCUUCGAGCUCAAUUAGCGUACGGAACGGUGCACAUAGGAUGGCAAACCCUUCUUCAUCACACCAUGAGCGUGAGCGUGAACGCGAACGUGAACGAGAGCACCGUCACCGCUCAGAGCGACACCACCAUCACCGAACCAUUUCUUCCACAACCCUUCUACUCGUCCUCUCCCUAGUCCUUGCAGUCCUCGCUGUCAUGCUCUCGCUGCCCGCAUCCAGUAGCGCAAGUGCAAAGGGAGCAGAGGAUCCUGCUGCAUCUGGACUUUGGGGCUAUCUGACUCCCAAACGCUCACAAGCUCUCGUAGCUCGUGAGGGCUCUGUUGCUGCCCGUGAAGCUGAAGUAGCUCGCCGGGAGGCAGAACUUCUCGUCGGCGCGCCUGGUGGUGUGCUUCCUACCCAGGCUCCAGUUGUUUGCCCUAUGUGCCCCACCGCCACGGUCGUAGACUUCGCGCCUGCACAGACUAUCAUUAAAGAAGUCGUGAAGGAGGCAGACCUUGCACCUCCAGGUUGGUGGAAGGAGGCCAAUGCCCGCGCAGAAGAUAUUCUGGAUCGUGAGCUCAGAGUUGGCGAUCGAGAACGCGAGAUUACGCGUCGCGAGGAGAGUGUCAACAGGAGAGAGCACGACGCUUCCAGACGCGAAGCUUGGAUAAUGGAACAACUUGUUCUCAUCAACAACGAUGGAGCUUCUCUCGAGGAAGAAGUUUUCUAUGAGCCUGCUGGUGGCAAGCGGAAACUCAAGGAGCUUCCUCCCAUCUUAGUCGCUGAAACAGAAACCAGAACCAUUAUCCAAUACGAAACUUUACCGGCCUUGACUGUCACAGUUCCCCCACCUGCUAAUACCCGUUUUGCUGCAUUCCCUACGCCUGAAGCCUUUUCAUCGUCCUAUACCACGCAAAUUCCUAGAACCACCGCCGUCACCUACGAAGAAGAGAUUAUUCGGGAGCCUUUGAGGCCUGAGGAGAUGGAUGAGUACGAGGUGGAAGAAUACGAGGAUGAUGAUGUGAGAGCAGUCACAGUGCGCCGCAAUGCCCGGCCGACCCGGCGCCCGCCACCUGCACGUGGCUGGUUGUGGUAAUCGGACCUUCUCCAAUUUUAUCUUUUUUGACCUCCAUCCCCUUGCCUCAUCUUUAUUCUGCUUGCUUUAUUCUUCUUCAGAGUUAUCAUUCUACUUCAACCAUGCCAUCUCCCUUUUGUACACCUUACACGACAACUCACGGUUCACGGACUGCGUUUGACACGUACGGAUUGAGACGGCUUCAUGACGAUAGGAUACCUUACUUUCUUGAGUAUGUAGAAUAGGUUAGGCUACAAUCGUUCGAGUACUUAUAGCCCCUGCUGAUGAAAAUAUACGUUGCGGCGGGCCUUCGCUGUGCAUACUUUCUAUGGUUGUGGGAAAUUUUCAUGAACCUCGUGUUAAG